CAGCUGAUGACAAAACGCUUAUCGACGCAUCUGUGUCGAAUUGCAGCAAGUCACCGUGCGUCGUUGACGGAGGUGCGCAAGUUGAUCUCGAAAUCAUCUUCAAAGCAAGAAGAACAGUCCGUUCCGGGAAGGCGCAGGUUUGCUCAACCGACUCAAAGUCGAAGAUGUGCUCAAGACCAGCUGCGGAAAUAGAAGAUAUCUGCGAGUACAUUGAAGGUGGAUGUCCGCUGGAAGAAGGUAGUGUACACACGUAUAAAAGAACGUAUUUCACGCCCGAUGCUUCGUUGCAAGGUGAAGUAACCUACAAGCUCUACGACGAGGAAUGCAACGUGAUUGCAUGCAUGCAGUACAGAAGGAAGAUUCUCUCCAAGAAUAAGAAAAUGCCGCAAAAUUUGCUAACUGAUGACAGCUAUCCAUGCGGAGGCAAAUGAAAAAGCACACAUGUUCGACUCAUUAUACACGUUCAUGUAUUAUUUGUCUAAAAUGUCUUAACAAUAUAAAUUGCAAUCUUU
Messenger RNA from Dicrocoelium dendriticum, 512 nucleotides. The record is from the annotation of a GenBank genome assembly. NCBI's taxonomy places the organism in Eukaryota, Metazoa, Platyhelminthes, Trematoda, Plagiorchiida, Dicrocoeliidae.